AUCUUCAGUUAGGAACCUGUGCAGGGUCUCCUUCCAGGAGGUACUUCAGCAUAUACAGAAGUGCGUAACUGGUUUCCUGCAGAAAAAAAAGGGCUCAUCUCCCUUGGUAAGAGGAGCCACUUGUGCUGGCUGUCAGUGGGGAAGAGCUUCUACAGCAGUUGUGGCAGCCACCAUCCAUCCCCCUUGCCCCCAUUCAGAGGGGACCAGUGGUGAGCCUGGCAAGGCUGCCUGCAACCCGGCCAGGAUUAGCAAAAUGUUUGGUACAGUGGUGGUUGGAGUUGGAAUUGCUGGAUUAGCACGAAUCCGAGACUUGAUGAAUCCGAUGCCUUCCAGCCCUUCUGAGCACCUGAAACUCUUUGGAUUUGUAUCCAGGAGAAGUUUUGGCAAUAUUAAUGAGGCUAAGCAGAUUAGCCUGGAAGAUGCUCUGAGAAACAAAGACAUCCAUGCAGCCUUCAUCAGCACAGAGAACAAAAGCCAUGAAGAAACCAUCAGAAUGUUCUUAGAAGCUGGGAAACAUGUCCUUGUUGAGUACCCCAUGGCUUUGUCUGCUAAGGCAGCCCAUGAGCUCUGGGAGAUGGCUGAGCAGAAAGGUAAAGUACUCCAUGUGGAGCACAUUGAACUUCUUACUGAAGAGUACAAGCAGCUGAAAAAAGAAGUGGCUGGGAAAGACCUGGUGAAGGGAACAUUGCAUUUCACAGGUAGUGUCCUUGAUGAAAACAAAUCAGGAUUCCCAGCUUUCAGUGGAAUUGCUCGUCUGACGUGGCUAAUUGACCUCUUUGGAGACCUCACUGUUACCUCUGCCACCAGAGAGAAGCAGAAGGAUAAGGAUUAUUCCAGAAUGACUGUUCACUUUCAGACGGCAAACAAGAAACCCUUGACUUGGAUUGAAGAAAGAGGACCAGGGAUGAGACGUGAAAAGAAAAUCAACUUCUGUUUCACAAGUGGUUGCCUGGAGAACCUCCCUGAAGUCCCAAGGUCUUCUGUGGGCCUUUUCAUGCAGGAUCAGAACCUCUUUGCCAAGAAACUGCUGGGCCAGGUCUCCAAGGAGGAGCUGGCUGCUGAGAAAUGGCGAAUUCUGCGGUGUCUUGACCUUGCCGAGGUGAUCCAACAGUACUGUGAAGAGCCAGAGAAAAUCUAUUCCUGAGACUGCUCUUAGGGAAGGAAGAACACGGCAGACAGAAAAGCUGUAGGGCUAGAACUCACUGUUGUCAUCAAGCAGCUGCUAUUUCUGUUUAAUUACCUUAUUUUUGACUACUUGUGAUUCCUGGGCUCUCCAGGUGUUCUGGAAGAGUCUGGGCUAUACCCUGUGCCUUCUGGUUUGCACCAGACCAAAGCAUAUCCCCUGCUCUGAUGCAUCCCUGUCCUUUCAGGUAGUUAGGAACCUAGCAACAGCAAGCUUUCCUGUGAUUCAGCUGGGAAUAUCCCUGACAGUAGAUCCUGCAGGACUGUAAAUACUAUAUGUAAUUCUCUCUCCCAGGGUCUGUCCCCCCAUUCCAGAUGUGUCUGGAAAUGAACAUCUCAAUAGUAUUCAUGUACUAUUUUCGAGAAUGAAGUUCCAGUUCCGUUUUCCACCUCUUCACUUGAAAUACAGAACUUGUGCCACCGCA
This is a messenger RNA of Onychostruthus taczanowskii (white-rumped snowfinch), 1607 nucleotides long. It is a transcript of the gene BLVRA, whose product is annotated as biliverdin reductase A. NCBI's taxonomy places the organism in Eukaryota, Metazoa, Chordata, Aves, Passeriformes, Passeridae. Gene Ontology annotation, molecular function: nucleotide binding; zinc ion binding; biliverdin reductase [NAD(P)H] activity. Gene Ontology annotation, cellular component: cytoplasm. The record is from RefSeq and is a predicted model, not a curated record. The transcript is spliced from 8 exons. Gene Ontology annotation, biological process: heme catabolic process. Bases 254 to 1144 code for a protein of 296 amino acids.